ACUUGAAAAUGACCGUCGAGCGGUCGAAACGUCAUUGCUUUUUAAUGUUAACUUUUUUAGUGAAAACGUUUGAAAUUCCAUCGAAUUUCCCACAUUAAUUAACGGUUUUCGUAGUUUUAAUUAACUGAAAAAUAGGUAAACGAGCAGCUGGCAUUAUCGAAUUCACGUAUAUCCUUAGAAACAAGUCCUAGUAAUCAACUUGUUGGUACAUGGAAAACGGAUAUUUUUUCCUUCCUUUGAGAAAUUAUACUAAAAGAUUUAAAAGUCAAAGAUUACAACAGAUGCACUUAAACUUUUGAAGCAGUUUUUUUUUCAAGAAAAAUCUUCGUGACAUUCGUUUCUUAGCAAGCAAAAUGGAAAAUAAAAAAGAGUGUUGUCAAUAUUUAAGCCUAAACAAUUUCUCAAAUAUGAAAAUUGUACUCGACAAAUGGGCAAGUGAUCGAUGAUUUGUACUCACCCCAUGCUCACAUUGGUUAGUGGGCCAGCGCCAAUUUCCAACUACUCUGACUACUGAUAAAUAUCAACAGAGCUCACUGGGAGCUGGCCAAUCUUUGAAAUGGCUUCAACUUCAUCUUUUCCCGUAAAAGUAAUGUAAAUGUAAAACGCAUUCUAGAUAAAAGAUUUUGUUUGAUAGGGACGAGUUGGCUUCUAGCGUCAUUUCAGGUUUUGUUCCUGAGAAGAAUAUUAUGCGAACAUGCAAUGGUGUGUUUCAAAAUCGUUGCAGAAUGCAAGAAAGAUGUGUUUUACGAGGCUGUAGCAGUACAAGAUGUUUAGGAUAGAGUAUUCCUCUUCAUUCAAUAUCUCUAUCUCGAUGAAACUCUACCAGAAACGCGAAAAAGACCAAAGAAGUGGGCUGAUCUGUGUGAAGCUAACGCCGCGGAGCCAUUGAGGAUUUCUUCGAUCUUGGGUUCGCCGCUUCUGUGAAAAUUUUGAGCCUUUCAUGGCCUGUAUAUUCUUCUCUAUCUAUAGUGAAAAGCUUGAUAUUGUCAAGGUAGCUCUACUGCAUAAGGCAUGAAUUUGGGAUAAGCUGGAAGCCACCUGACUAUUCUGAGUUCAAACAAUCCUCUGACAACUCUGCUGAUCUCUUAUCUUAACACUCUCUUCAAUCAUUGAUCUAAAGAAGUAGGCAGGAGUGGACUUCGACUCCAUUGCAUUUUAAGCUUGAUGAUUUUUUUCUCUGAAGUAAUCAGGGAAACUAGUAGAUUUUAUUAAAGGGAAAAAAAAACUUUUGGGGUUAGUAGCACUUACAUGUAAGUUUCUUUUAUCCCUAAAUUUCGAAAAGAAAUGGAUGCAAAGAAAGCACCACCAAAUAUAGAGGUUUGUUCUGAAAGCCUUCUAGCCAUGUUAGAAUAUUGAUUUAUCGAAUGUGGCCUAUUGCCUGAGAUGCUAUCUAGAUUAUAACUAUUGUAUUGUGUAAAUUAGAUAAUUUAAUCUUCAAAAGGGUUAUUAGCUAGAUGGCUCGCUUUCACUUUCAUUUGACUUUGAUAACUGGCUCAGUGCUUCAAACCUUGCAAACUAUGAGCUAAUAUAUAGAAAUCCCGAGCCUGCCAUCCAAUUGUUUAAAAGAAGCAUCUAGCUCGUAGUUUUGUUCUAGCAUUGUCUGUUUAUGUGACUAAUUUCUUGUGUUUUUUCUUUUCCUACAGAUCUGUCAAGUGUGGAGUAGAAUUUGAAAGCGUCGUUAAAGAUGUCUGUCUCUGAUGAGGAACAGAGAAUGCUUUGUGUCCAGGUUUGCUUGAACAAGAUUGUUGCUCCAGUGUUGCGAGAUUAUGUCAAGCAAGGAAUGGAUAAACAUUAUACAUCCCUCGAUGGACAAUUGAAGGCUCUGACACCACCAUGCAGUCUAAGCACUUUAACAUAUCCAAGUCCCACAAGUGAUCCCGGACUUAGACCUAUUAUAAAAUCCUUGGAAUUUGAAAAUAUUAAUGGCAAUCUUGAUGUACAUGGAGGGGACAAAACCAUGUACGAUUACAAAGUCAGCAGUCCAGUCGAUCUAGCCAAGCUGUAUCUCCCAAAGUACCUUGCAAACUUUUCAGCUUUUGACAUGUCCUUGGAUAUGAGUGCGAUUCUUCGCUUGCUGGGAAAAAAGAGUCUUGAACCAAUAUUUUCCUCUUCAAAUCCAUUUAUAUGUAUUCAAUCAAUUGCUGACGAUGUCAAGAACAAUGUUAGAAACAAGACAGCGCAUUUUAACCCUCGUGACUGGAAUAAAACUUUCUUUGAGGAAUGCUUUGCUAAAAUGGAGGCUUUGGUUAAGAGUAUAGUGCUUCCUUCUGCUCUCGAGAAAACCAAGCUGGAUGAACUAUCUGAAUGGAAAACUGAUGGUUUUAAGCUGAUUGUACAAAGAGACGUGAAAGAGCUCUUGGAGGAGAUUCAGAAAACUAGUCAGGAUGCAAUUCGUGCUCAGUUGGAGAAACAAAACAAGCGCCUGGAUGAAAUGCCCACUAAAGAUGACGUAGAGAAAAUUCUAUGUAAAUUGCUGCAAAAAAUGCCUGACGAGGAUGAAAUGGAAAGUGCGAUGACAAAACGGUCAGACGAUUUAGAGGGUUUAAUUCAGAUGAUAUCGAAAAAUGAGAGAAAACAUAAGACAGGUUAGUGUAAGUGUUGCUGCUUACAAGUACUAAAUGACAAUUUUGUAUUUCAUGACAGUUUGUUUUGUGAUGUCGUUUUUGUACCUGUUUUUGUACCAUCAUGCCAACAGCAUCCAGUAAUGUUUUUUAAUCUGUGGUGAUCAAUCAUGUCUUCAUACAAGUUCCAGUCUUGGUCAACUUAAGAUAUUAUAACUCGAUGACCGGUAAGUUAAGUCAGAGGGCCAAUAACUAAUAUCAGCCAACCAGAUCGCUCCAUUCCCGGUCCAACAUUUAUUAAGUAUUGGACCGGGAACUGUAGAAAGAUUCUGUACGAGCACUCUUGUAAUUUUUUUUGAAAGUUUUAAUGGCUUAUGUUUUGGAAGAACUUGCUGGACGCUCUCUACACUAGCAAAAAUCAAGGUUACGUCCUUCCAUUUCACAUUUACAGAGGAAAAACCUGACUGCUAAAAUAAUACAUGUACAGUUAGUUGCACCAGGCAUACAGUUUGUAUAGCCGGAGAGAACAGAUUGAAGGAAAACUCUAUUUCAAUUUCUGUUACCUCCCAAAUAUAAUUUGUGAGGGCGCUUCAGAGGUGAAAUAUCUGAUCACAAAACCAAAAUAGGUGCACUAUGGUUUCAGGCUAACUGUCACAAAAAAAGCACCCAUUUUCAUUAACAAGACAUUAGUGCCAAUUAUAGUAUGGAAUAUGCUACGUUAAAAGCUUCUUAGUUUAGUUCCUCCAAAGGUGGGCGACCGGAGAACCAUAACUUAGAAAAUUUGGUAACCCAUUGAGCUAAAAGUUCUUGGUUGUUACAUGGCUCUAUGUACGUACGUCUGUAUGUCACUUCCGCAAAUUGACAACCUUUUAAGGUCUUAUUUUCAUUCAUAACACAGACAACUUUUAGGUCAUAAAAUGGAAAGAAGAAAGACCAAACAAUCUUUUAGAGGCGUGUUAGGGAAAAUCCUGGGGUAGAGGGUGAUAAAAUCCUUGUUGGUAAAAAAAUACCUCGAGAUGUUUUCUUUCCUUCAAUAGCCACAAAAAAUAUGACAAUCAAUAUAUAAAAUGCUUUCAACUGUGUUUUGAAUACAGAUUGCCGAUUUGAUGCAGCUUUCAGGACAUCAGUAAACAAAACGACAAAGACAUUAUUAUAUCUCUCAUUUACUACGUGUACUUCGAUUGUUUAAUUUAGCAGGCGGUAUUCCACUGUAUGGUCCGCUAAAAUUUAAAGCUGUCUUUGUUGCCAAAAUGUUUUCUGAUCUAUCACCAAGUGUU
Molecule: messenger RNA, 3838 nt
Organism: Orbicella faveolata
Lineage: Eukaryota; Metazoa; Cnidaria; Anthozoa; Scleractinia; Merulinidae
Molecular function (GO): ATP hydrolysis activity; protein binding
Source: RefSeq, a predicted model, not a curated record